AUGGUGACCACGGAGGCGAGCAGCGGUAGCUGGUCGCACGAGUCGGGCGACGAGUGGGGCAUGGCGGACGAGAGCGGCUGGCAUGGGUGCGCGGUGGCGGGUCGCGAGAUCCAGACGACGGUGGGUGCGGAGAGCCGCACGAACGCGAUCUUGGCAGCGAACGGUCGCUCCGAGAGCAGUGGCAGCCGGAGCGGACGGCUGGGAGUGGCUGACGAAGAAGAUCUCGAAGCUGAAGGGUCGGGCUGGAGAAGAACGAGCGGUGGCGAACGAGUGAGGACGGGGAGUCGGAAAUUUGCGCGGUGA
Molecule: messenger RNA, 303 nt
Organism: Phytophthora sojae
Lineage: Eukaryota; Oomycota; Peronosporomycetes; Peronosporales; Peronosporaceae
Exons: 1
Coding region: 1-303 (100 amino acids)
Source: RefSeq, a predicted model, not a curated record